AUGCUCCCAGCACUCCUUCUGCUAGGCUCCCUGCCCCUGCUGCAGGGAGUCCUCAGUAGCCUGCCCGUUUUCAACGGCAACUCGACCAGCACUCUGCUCCCCGAGCCCGUGUGCCAGCCGCCGUCGUCCAACUAUUCCUUACUGACAAGACUUCCUAAGAUCGUGCCUGACGACUGCCAAGCCGCCGCGCAGCAGCUGAGCAGCCUGCCGGCCAUCGCGGACAACACGACGGUGCUCGACGGCAAGUCGUGCGUGAUGAAGAAGCAGAACGGCUGCCUGGCGUUCGCCUGCAACACGGCCGACAAGAAGAUCACGACGCGCCAGGCCAUCAUCAGCGGCAGCAGCGUUCAGGGUGAGCAGCAAAGCGUCUUCGACACGGGUUGGAUCGACAAUGACGUGCCUUCUCCCGUCGACUGCCACCAAGUCAUUGACCUGGUCAGCCUGCAUAGCAAAACCGGAUACUUCUCGGUUGCCCAUAAGAGCCUGUUGUUCGUGGCCGGAAGCUGCCAGCUGCAUGUCGUCAACCAAGCCGGCGGAACCGUCAAGGUCAAGGAGGCGACGCUGGCGUGGGACCUCACCGCCUACGUGUUCAACCCCUGCGUUGUUAACGGGCUGUACGGCUAUUACUUCCUCGACAGCUCUGUCAUUGCCUCGAUCGAACCGGCGGGCUAUGACGACCAUCUGGGCUCUGACUCCGUCUCGGCCCCUGAUAUUUUUGUCGAGGGUUCAUCGUCCCCCGAUGUUGUCGAGCCGUCGUCGUCGUCCACCCUCGUCCCGCGCGGCUGGCAGUGCUCGAUCCUCAACGACAUUGGCGUAACCGGCAACAUCCACCUCGGGUCGUCGCAGACCAGCCAGGUGUACCGCUACGGCGGCUGCUCGGGCUAUAUCUACAACCACUACGAUAACAAGGCCGUUGACGUCGCCGGCUACACGAUGGUGGGUGAGCUGCUACCCUACCUCAUGAACACAUGCGUUACGGUCGGCCAGUGGGGCUGGUACCAGGACGACUUUGUUCAUGUCGAGCUGUUCUCGGGCGCUAUCUCGCCGCGCGGCAGCUCGCGCCGGAGCCACCGCAACACUAAGACGCUAGCUACGAGAGCCGAAGGCUCUAAGGAGGAGAAGCGGGAUGGUGACUUAGAGUUAGCUCUUGUGGUGUGA
Messenger RNA from Lasiosphaeria miniovina, 1158 nucleotides. RefSeq lists its product as uncharacterized. The transcript has 6 exons. The coding region runs from base 1 to 1158 and encodes 385 amino acids. Lineage: Eukaryota; Fungi; Ascomycota; Sordariomycetes; Sordariales; Lasiosphaeriaceae. The record is from RefSeq and is a predicted model, not a curated record.